UGAUGUAGAUCAUCAAAAAGCUGACUGGGUUAGCAUCCACAAGAAGAUAUGCCAGCUCCUGAUUCCAAUCCGCACAUCCCUCCCUUUUUUCCUUUCUGAAAAAGAAAGAAAACAUGGCAUGGAACAGUUGGUGAAGAGGCAGAAAUACAUCAUCGAUCUCGCGUACGGCACAGCCCAGGAGUUUGUUUUGGAUGGAAAGCAUAAAGAAGCGAUUCCUGCAGCUUUGCAUGCCCUGCAUUUCAGUACUGAAGUGUACGGCUCAAAUUCUGUGCAAUUGGUGCCUGCUUAUCUCCUCUUGGCCGAGGCCUCCACUGGUGUUGGCCAUCUUCCGCAGGCAUCCAAGUAUCUCUCCCAAGCCGAGUGGAUUGUCCUCAGAACUCCAGACUGCAGCGCUGAUAUUCAGUAUCAGUUACAUCGUGGUCUGGGACUCUUCUGUGCUGCUGAAGGAAACUUUGAACAGGCUUUAUAUCACCUGGCAAAUGAUAUUUACCUCGCUAGUUCCACGUUUGGACUAAAAUCUGUUGAGACUUCUGGAGGGUAUUUCCACAUGGCUAAUAUUUUCUUUCACCAGAACAAAAUGGACAUAGCAAACUCACUCUAUGCUAAGGUAACCGACAUCUGGCAUGCCUUUCUCCUGAAGUCACUUCAGGUGCAGGAGCAAAUUCUCAAGUCACAACCGGAAAUGUCUCCGUUCACUGAGGACAAGAAAGUCAGCGAUGACCGUAUGACUGAAGCCCAGCAAUCAGAAGGAAUCCGAGUGCUGAAUGCAGUACUGCGUAUCAGAGAACAGGCACCAAAGCCACAACCUGGGGAAACUGCGAGAGUUUUGCACGCUCUUGCCAUGCUUUAUUACCUGACCAUGGAUUUACCAAAGGCCGGAGAGCUGGGGGUGAGAGCCUUCGGCCUGGUGCAACAGCUGCCCCAACAAGAGUCUCGAGAAACCAUUGGUCGUUUGCUGAAGUUGAUUAACUCCAAGCUCUCCUCCACGAGGUUUUCUGUUUAA
This is a messenger RNA of Balearica regulorum gibbericeps (East African grey crowned-crane), 1003 nucleotides long. The record is from RefSeq and is a predicted model, not a curated record. NCBI's taxonomy places the organism in Eukaryota, Metazoa, Chordata, Aves, Gruiformes, Gruidae.